Hypomesus transpacificus is the source of this 3145-nucleotide messenger RNA. RefSeq names its product DNA topoisomerase Ib (gene top1b). The coding region runs from base 307 to 2631 and encodes 774 amino acids. Gene Ontology annotation, biological process: DNA topological change; chromosome segregation; DNA replication. The transcript is spliced from 21 exons. NCBI's taxonomy places the organism in Eukaryota, Metazoa, Chordata, Actinopteri, Osmeriformes, Osmeridae. Gene Ontology annotation, molecular function: DNA binding; DNA topoisomerase type I (single strand cut, ATP-independent) activity. Gene Ontology annotation, cellular component: nucleolus; chromosome. The record is from RefSeq and is a predicted model, not a curated record.
AGAAUAUUUCAAUCAAAUUCACCCGUCGUUAUCCAACUGUACGGAACUUUCCUAUGAAGCUUGACUCUUUUUAUUGAUGUUCCAUUAUCGUGUGUGAUCUCGGUAGUUUUUUUUAGGGAAGCACCAUGCUGGACAUUUGUUUCUAAUAGACACUUUGAUAUGGGCAUGCGCAGUUGCCGAAUAUUCGGACUUAGCCCAGUGCGCAACGACUCCAUUCCACAGACAGUCUAGGCUUUCCUCUUGUUAACCUCGCAUCUUUUACAUUGGACAUCGCGUCUUCUGUAUCUGAUUUAAAGCUACUUGACAAUGAGUGGAGAUCAUGGUCAUAAAGACUCUCAGGUCAAUUCUGGAUCUAAAGCCAAUGAUCCCCACAGACACAAGGACAGACACAAAGAGAAGGAGCACAGACACAAAGACCAGAAGAAAGACAAGGAGCGCGAGAAAUCCAAGCACAGCAACAGCGAACACAGAGAGCACUCGGAGAAGAAACACAGAGACAAAGAGAAGGAGAAGCCUACGCCCAACGAAGGCAGUGCAGACAGACACCGGGACAAGCACAAGGACAAGAGGAGAGAAGACAAGACCAAGUCCUCCCAUGUCGAUGGCAAGCCUAAAAAGGAAAAGGAAAAUGGUUAUUCAAGGGACACGUGGAGCAGCCCCAGUCCCCCUGUUGUGAAGAGCGAGCCAGAGGACGACAACGGCUUCUCCCCUUCCCCCAAACACAACAAGCCCCUGAAGAGGGAACGCGACCACGAGGACGAAUUCGAGAGCAAGCCCAAGAAAGUCAAGGCGGAGAACGGCAAGAGGGCGAAGAAAAGGAAACCGGAAUAUGAGGAGGAGGAAGACGAGGAGGAAGAGGACGUCAAACCCAAGAAGAAGAUGAUGAAGGACAAAAAAGCAGGAGUGGGCAAGAAAGCCAAGAAGGAGCCAGAGGAGAAGUGGAAAUGGUGGGAGGAGGAGAGGGCCACAGACGGCUCCAAAUGGAGGUUUCUGGAACACAAGGGCCCGGUGUUCGCCCCUCCUUACGAGCCACUGCCUAACCAUGUCAAGUUCUACUACGACGGUAAGCCUUUCAAACUGAGCCCCUCAGCGGAGGAGGUGGCUACGUUCUUUGCCAAGAUGCUGGAUCACGAGUACACCACCAAGGACAUGUUCAGGAAGAACUUCCACAAAGAUUGGAGAAAGGAAAUGCUCCCGGAAGAGAAGUCCAAGAUCACAGACAUAAACAAGUGCAACUUCACCGAGAUGAGCGAAUACUUCAAGGCUCAGUCGGAGGCCAGGAAACAGAUGUCCAAAGAGGAGAAACUGAAAAUCAAAGAGGAGAACGAGAGGAUCCUCCAGGAGUAUGGCUUCUGCAUCAUGGACAACCACAAGGAGCGGAUCGGAAACUUCCGGAUCGAGCCCCCAGGUCUGUUCAGGGGGCGCGGGGACCACCCCAAGAUGGGCAUGCUGAAACGUCGCAUUCGCCCCCAAGACAUCAUCAUCAACUGUAGCAAGGACUCGAAGCACCCUAAAGCCCCCCCAGGCACGCACUGGAAGGAGGUUCGUCAUGACAACAAGGUCACAUGGCUGGUGUCGUGGACGGAGAACAUCCAGGGUUCCAUCAAGUACAUCAUGUUGAACCCCAGCUCCAGAAUCAAGGGGGAGAAAGACUGGCAGAAGUAUGAGACGGCCCGGCGCUUGAAGAAGUGUGUGGACCGCCUGCGGGCCCAGUACCGGGAAGACUGGAAGUCCAAGGAGAUGAGGAUCCGACAGAGAUCUGUGGCCCUCUACUUCAUAGACAAGCUGGCCCUGCGGGCGGGGAACGAGAAGGAGGAGGGGGAGACGGCCGACACGGUGGGCUGCUGCUCCCUGAGGGUGGAGCACAUCAGGCUGUAUCCCAAGAUGGACGACCAGGAGUUUGUGGUGGAGUUUGACUUCCUGGGAAAGGACUCCAUCCGCUACUACAACAAGAUCCCUGUGGAGAAGAGGGUGUUUAAGAACCUCCAGCUGUUCCUGGAGAACAAACAGCCCGAGGACGACCUGUUCGACCGACUCAAUACGUCCAUCCUGAACAAGCACUUGCAGGAGCUGAUGGACGGGCUGACGGCCAAGGUGUUCCGCACCUACAACGCCUCCAUCACCCUCCAGCAGCAGCUCAAGGAGCUCACCAGCUCGGAUGAGAGCAUCCCAGCCCAGAUCCUGUCUUACAACCGGGCCAAUCGUGCCGUCGCUAUACUCUGUAACCACCAGAGGGCGCCACCCAAGACCUUUGAGAAGUCCAUGCUGAACCUGCAGACCAAGAUAGACGAGAAACAGCAGCAGCUGUCGUCGGCCAGGAAGCAGCUGAAGAGUGCCAAGGCAGAGCACAAAGCCUCGCACGACGACAAGAGCAAAAAGGCCGUGGAGGUGAAGAGGAAGGCCGUGCAGAGGAUUGAGGAGCAGCUGAUGAGGCUGCAGAUGCAGGCCACAGACCGAGAGGAGAACAAGCAGAUCGCCCUGGGAACCUCCAAACUCAACUACCUGGACCCACGCAUCUCGGUGGCGUGGUGCAAGAAGUAUGACGUUCCUGUCGAGAAGAUCUUCAACAAAACACAGCGAGAGAAGUUUGCUUGGGCAAUCGACAUGGCCGAUGAAGACUUUGAGUUCUGAAUCCUGUUUAUAAUUUUGCUAACCUUUUAUACCUUUGAUUGUAGACACGUUAGUUCACUGAAAUAAGUGAGGAGAAGGAAGGGGAUUGUAGAGGCAUUAGAAGGCAAACAAAGCUUUGUCAAGUAAAACAAUUCAGAUUAAUAAAUGGAGACGGGAGAAUGAACCAACCAAUCGUCGAAAGGGUCUCACUGCGAAACAUAACGAUAUGUUUCACCAAACCUAGCAGAUGAGGGUUUCUCUUUUCGCCAACGAGCUUUGUGGUUUGAAGCCGCCUCACAGCUUUUUGUCUCUGCUGCCUCUCACAUUCUAUAUCUCACUGAGACAUCUUUAUUGAGAAAUUCUAUAUUAUAAUAGAAGAAUGCAUUAGUAUUGAAUUCUUCAGGAAGAGGACCCACGGCACGCCUGGUAAUUGUAAUGUGUAUGCGAAACAAUUGUUGCGUAAGCGUACGUACGGGUGUGAGAGUGUGCAGUCCCUGUAGUACGGUGGCCCUGAAGUGCAAAUGACACCCCCUAA